Molecule: messenger RNA, 216 nt
Organism: Sporothrix schenckii 1099-18
Lineage: Eukaryota; Fungi; Ascomycota; Sordariomycetes; Ophiostomatales; Ophiostomataceae
Exons: 1
Coding region: 1-216 (71 amino acids)
Source: RefSeq, a predicted model, not a curated record
AUGGGUGCAGAGCAGCGCGACGUGCGCUGGAAAAGGCGGGAUAAGACGCCGACGGGUGCAGACCAGCUGCAUGUGCAUCAUGCGUGGUAUCCUGCACGGCGCCCCUCUUUGAGCCUCGACCCAGGCGUCUUCCCUCUUGUGCUCUCUGCUGCCUGUCGCCUUGCAGCGUCUGGCGGCCUCUGCCCAUUCGCCGGCAUUCCUUAUUGGCCACGAUAG